AUGAUAAGCCUAGUUAUUGCAUCUGUUUCCAGUAUUUUCACAGAUCAAUCUGCUCUUCUUGCCUUAAAGGCUCAAAUUUCUUAUGACCCUCACAAUAUUCAGAAAAACAAUUGGUCCACUGACACCUUUGUUUGUAGUUGGAUCGGUAUUACUUGUGAUUUCCGUCAUCAUCGGGUUACAGCCUUGAACCUUUCAUACAUGGGUCUCGUAGGCACCAUUCCUCCACACAUGGGGAACCUUUCAUUUCUUGUUAGCUUAAGCCUCAAAAACAAUAGUUUUCAUGUCUAUGUGCCCAAUGAGUUGGCUCGCCUUUACCGAUUGCAGUACUUAUCUUUUGAAUUCAAUGAUUUCAGCGGAGAAAUCCCAUCAUGGAUGGGGCUCUUGUCCAAACUUCAAUUUUUGUCUUUAAAUGGUAACUCUUUCACAGGUCAUAUUCCGCUAUCUCUAUCUAACAUAUCUUCAUUGGAAAUAUUAAAUCUCGGAUAUAACAAGCUUUCAGGCUCCAUUCCAUCCUCCAUCUUCAACAUGUACAAUUUGCAAGGAAUUGAUCUCAGGGAUAACAUACUUUCUGGUCCGAUGCCCUCCAUUAUUUCCAACAUGUCGUCACUGCAAGUCAUUAACCUAGGAGGUAAUAAGCUUUCCGGUCCACUCCCUAUGGAUAUGUUUGAUCAUCUUCCCAACUUGCAACAGCUUCGAGCAUCUUAUAAUCAAUUUUAUGGCCAACUUCCAUUCACUUUGUUCAAAUGCAAACAACUGCAAUAUUUAUCAUUGGCGAAGAAUGAUUUCAACGGAAGUGUACCUUUUGAAAUUGGGAACUUAAAUAUGCUCGUAGAGUUAUACCUUGAUAACAACAACUUUGGAGCUGUUGGGGAGAUUCUGUUGACAUCCCGUGAUGUGGGGGAUCCACAGGGGCACAUGAAUGUGAUUAGGACCAAUUAG
Messenger RNA from Alnus glutinosa, 939 nucleotides. Its product is annotated as putative receptor-like protein kinase At3g47110. Gene Ontology annotation, molecular function: protein binding. NCBI's taxonomy places the organism in Eukaryota, Viridiplantae, Streptophyta, Magnoliopsida, Fagales, Betulaceae. The transcript has 2 exons. The record is from RefSeq and is a predicted model, not a curated record. Bases 1 to 939 code for a protein of 312 amino acids.